AUGGAAGACGGCAAAGGAAGAGUAUGUGUUACAGGUGGCAAUGGCUUCAUUGGUUCUUGGAUCAUCAAGAGGCUUCUUGAGGAUGGGUACUCUGUUAAUGCCACCGUUAGAUCUCACCCCGAUUUGAGCUUCCUCACGAAUCUACCGGAGGCAUCUAAAAAGCUUCAAAUAUUCAAGAAUGCGGACCUAAACAAACCAGAAAGUUUCAAAGAAGCCAUUGAAGGGUGCAUGGGAGUGGUCCAUGUGGCUACCCCACUGGAUCUUGAUGACCCAGAGGAGGCAUUGACCAAAAGAUCCAUUGAUGGAGCACUAGGGAUUUUAAAGGCAUGCGUGGCUUCAAAAACUGUGAAGAGAGUUGUUUACACAUCCAGUGGCGUUACUGUUUCAUUCGAUGGCAAAGAAGAUAAGAAUAACAAUGAAAUGAAGGAUGAGAGGUGUUGGAGUGACAUAGAUUAUCUCAGAAGCUUGAAGACAACGUUGGGAUGGUGGUCUUAUGCUGUUUGUAAGACAUUGACAGAGAAAGCAAUGCUUGAAUUUGGAGAAGAGCAUGGAUUAGAUGUUGUGACUUUGCUUCCUACGCAUGUUCUUGGACCUUUCAUUUGUCCUAAGCUUCAUGGCUCUCAUCGUACCACGCUCGAUUUGGCAUUUGGUGGAGGAGACCCGGGGGCAUAUCUACAAACACCUGGAGUACAUGUGGAUGACGUGGCAAAGGCACACAUAUUUCUGCUGGAACAUCCCAAUCCAAAAGGAAGGUAUAUUUGUUCAGCAUGUGUCAUAACUAAUGAAGACGUAUAUGAAAUUCUGUCCGUAAAAUAUCCAGAAUUUCAAAUACCACCCAGACAUUAUUUGAAGGAAAUGAAAGGUCCAAAAUUUUCAGCUCCAUCAUCACAGAAACUCAUAGACGCUGGAUUUGAGUUCAAGUAUGGGGUGGAGGAAAUAAUUGUGGAUUCAAUUGAAAGCUGCAAAGAAAAGGGUUAUUUGUAA
Neltuma alba is the source of this 984-nucleotide messenger RNA. RefSeq names its product vestitone reductase-like. The transcript is spliced from 4 exons. The record is from RefSeq and is a predicted model, not a curated record. NCBI's taxonomy places the organism in Eukaryota, Viridiplantae, Streptophyta, Magnoliopsida, Fabales, Fabaceae. Gene Ontology annotation, molecular function: oxidoreductase activity, acting on the CH-OH group of donors, NAD or NADP as acceptor. Bases 1 to 984 code for a protein of 327 amino acids.